AUCGAUUUAAUGGAGAAGCUCGAGCAAGAAGAACAAGCGGACAAGAUUGAAAUCGAAGAUAUUAACAUUUGUAGGAAGUCUAUGAACAAUUUUAUGGAUCUCCAAAAUUCAGGAAUGGGAAUGCUCAAAAGAAGCGUAUCUGUCGAUAGAUUCGAAAGACACGAAGAGUCUAAAGAAAGAUUAGAGUACAAAGGAAUUGACGAUACUAUCAGUGUUGCCGACACAAUAGGGAAACACAAUAACCUUGAUGAAUGUAUAGUAUGUAACUCAGAGGAGAGGUUUGUCCAUAACUCUCUCUGUAAACACUGCGGUAAUGCAAUCUGUAACGAAUGCUGGGAAGAAAUCCUUGGCAAAAGCCAAGAAUGCCCAAUGUGCAGAAGCCCUGUUACUAAAGAAGACAUUGUGGAGAAUAGGCUUUAUAAACAAAGAAUCGAGGAGAAGAAAGCUAGGAAUCAGUACUGUGAGAACCAUCCUAAACAGAUCUGUGGACUGUAUUGCUUUGACUGUGAGAAACCUAUCUGUAACAAGUGUAUUCCGAGAAAGAGGCAUAAGGAGCACAGAGUUUUCACUUAUAACAAAAAGACUAUCUCUAAGUACAACAAGAGAAUGAAAUUCGAACCUCAGUUAAGACAAUUGAGCACUGAAUUAAGUUCUUUCUAUGAUGCAAUUACUGAAAAAGAUGACUUUAAUUUUGAAUCUUUGAGAAAACUCCAGAACAGGUUCUCUAAGAAGAUCAGGUCCAAGCUUGAUGGCAAGAUCGAAUUCUAUGAAAACGCAUACCUGGAGUACUCUGAAAAUCUCCAAAGUAUGAAUAUUGACAGACACGAGUUAUCAAAGACUCUUCGAAGGAUGAAUAGGCUCAAGAACCCUUAUGAAAAUGAAGAUAUUGAGACUUCAGAACAAGUUUAUGAAGAAUGCAAGAGCAUUCUUACCCAAGCUCUUAAGAACAAACUUAUCAAGACCUAUAAGCAAUACCUAGACCACAAUGACAAAAAUCUAGGCCAAUCAGUUGAAGAAAGCUUGCAUGAUAUAUUCAUCAAGCACUAUAACAUUCCAAGUAUGGUCCUCAGUGCGAAGUACGACACUAUCAUGAAGUUCAUAAACUCCAAGCUUAACAAGGAAGCUAAUAAGAAGAUAAGGAAGUUCAUGCCCUCUAUUUAUUCAGAAGAGUCAGAAGAAGACGAAGAAGAAGACCAAGAGGAAGACCAUAAUGAAAACGAAGAUACGCAGGAAGAAGAACAUGAAGAAAAUGAAGAAGAUGAGCAAGAUGAUGAGUUCUUUGAAUGUUCAGCAGAUAUGUCGAAUGUUGAAGCAGAGAAGAAUAAUAAGGUCUAAAACAUUCAUUGGUUUCAGUAUCAC
Molecule: messenger RNA, 1359 nt
Organism: Moneuplotes crassus
Lineage: Eukaryota; Ciliophora; Spirotrichea; Euplotida; Euplotidae
Source: the annotation of a GenBank genome assembly